AUGCCGUCGCAGCAGCAGCAGCAGCAGGGCCAGCAGGUGGCGGCGGGGUCGACGCGGUGGUGCCCGACGCCGGAGCAGCUGAUGAUCCUGGAGGACAUGUACCGCGGCGGCCUGCGCACGCCCAACGCGUCGCAGAUCCAGCAGAUCACGGCGCACCUCGCCUGCUACGGCCGCAUCGAGGGCAAGAACGUCUUCUACUGGUUCCAGAACCACAAGGCCCGGGACCGCCAGAAGAUGCGCCGCAGGCUCUGCAUGAGCCACCACCUCCUCUCCUGCGCGCAGUACUACGCCGCGGCGGCGCACCACGGCCACGCCGCCUUCCUCGCCGCGCCGCCGCCGUACGGGCACCAGCUGCUCUCCCCGUCCACGACGUCGCCCACCCCGGCUGCUGCUGCUGCUGCCGCCGCUGCAGCGUACGGCUACUACUACCCCGCCACGGCCGCCUUCGCUGCACCGGCGAGCCGGUGCGCCGGCAACGCCACUCCCCCGUCGCCGACCACCCAGCUGUUCCACUAUCAGGGUGGCGGAGGGCUUGUGCCGACGGAGGCGCUCGGCCGGCCGGAGUACUCGCUGGGGAAGCUGGACAACUUCGGCGUGGCGCUUGACGACGUCGUGGUGAGCUCGACCUCCGGUGCUGUCGUCGACACGAUGGGGGCGCCUCCGGUUGCAGGGUUCGAGGUGGCGCCGCCGCUGCCGGCUGCCUUCAGCUGCCGGCCGCUCAAGACGCUAGACCUCUUCCCCGGCGGUCUCGAGGAAGAGCAGCACGACGUGGCCUGA
Molecule: messenger RNA, 777 nt
Organism: Zea mays
Lineage: Eukaryota; Viridiplantae; Streptophyta; Magnoliopsida; Poales; Poaceae
Biological process (GO): plant organ development
Molecular function (GO): DNA-binding transcription factor activity; DNA binding
Source: RefSeq, marked provisional